ACAUAUAGCCACAACGAUUCACACCACCAACAUAUAGCCACAACGAUUCACACCACCAGAUGAAUGCCGAAGCAAUUCGUUCCACAUAGGCGUGGGCCACACCGCAUUGCCUGCAUCGCUCUCUACCGAGCCCUUCUCUCAAAAUGCCGUCAGAUAAAAGUACCAGCGAGCUUCAACAGAGGCCCCGUCCCCCCCAUAAAACACCUAAUCCGCCGACAAUUCCGUCGCAAUGUCCAUGUCACCAGCGGCCCCCUCGUAGUCGCAGCACUACGAGUCGGAUAUGAAGCCGAAGAACUCCUCCACACCGCCACCACCGGCUCCGGCGCCGCCCACUCCAAGAUCCUCGACCUCCUCCGCGGCGUCCAAGCCCAAGGCGACGCCACACGCCUCGAGAACGCCGAGAACCCGCCCCUCCCGCCCCCGCCUCCGAGGCGCAUACCAGGGCCCUACCCCGGCGUCACGCCCGUCCUCGAAAGGCAACCUCGCCCCAAAUCGCAGCUGACGGGUCGUCGAUAUGUCCCUAAGCUCGUGAGUGCGAAUUCGAUACCCUUCCUACGGUUCAAGAAGCCGCAGAGCCCGUUCCUGUCGCAGGUGCUGAAUGGUAAGAUUAAGUUGCGGCAGAAGCGGAAUAAUCAUUUGGAGAGGUUGGGGGGGUUGCUGGAUAUGACGAGCUGGGAGCAGAUGUGGGAUGAGGAGUUGGGGAUGGUGGAGGGGGAGCACUGGAGCGCGGCGACAUAUCGUGAGAAAUUGGGUGUUGAAAAUGCGCUCGAGAAGGCUAGCGAGGCGAAUGUUGUGAUUGCACGGAAGAUGCUGGCUAUUGUGGAUGAGGAGCAGAGGCUAGCUGAUAUUGAGAAGAGGGAGUGGCUUAGGGAGAAGCGAAAGAGGUAUAGGCAUAGGAAGCGGGAGAGGGAUGAGGCUCUCCAGGGAGAAUUACCAAAGCACUGAGUAGUGGCUAUCCGUAUUCAUUCUUAGAGCGGUUGGCAUGAGUAAAUAGCCUAUCAGUCAGACUGUUAGAUGCUUGGAUACCACUUUAAUUGUAAAAUAUACGUA
Pseudogymnoascus destructans is the source of this 1050-nucleotide messenger RNA. RefSeq lists its product as uncharacterized. The transcript has 2 exons. The record is from RefSeq and is a predicted model, not a curated record. NCBI's taxonomy places the organism in Eukaryota, Fungi, Ascomycota, Leotiomycetes, Thelebolales, Thelebolaceae. Bases 64 to 945 code for a protein of 293 amino acids.